GCAUGCGCGGAGCCGCCGUUGCCGGCGGGGGAAGAUGGCGGCGGAGCGCUGAGGGACGGGACGGGAGAGGUGGAACCGACCCGACCCCCCCGCCGCACCAGCGACUCCCAUGGCCCGGGGCCGGCCCGGCAGCCGCGUCCCCGCUGCGCCUGCUCGGGCCGCCACAGCACCCGGGCCCCGCUGAGCGCCCAGGCCUGACUCGCGGGGCCUGACCCAUCGCCACCCCGAGGCGUCUGCGCCGGGCCGGGGCCGGGGAACCGGGACAGAGACGGCGGCCGCCCGGGCCCAGGCACCCCGCCGAGCAGCAGCGGCCGCUCUGGGCCCGGCCCAGCCGCCAGGAUGUCCGACAACCAGCCGAACGCCAACAACCACCACCCGGCCAACAACACCGGGGCCGCCGGCGGCAACAACCGGGGCGUCCGCAACCCCAACCUCAACCAGAACCCCCUGAUCAACGUGCGCGACCGCCUCUUCCACGCGCUGUUCUUCAAGAUGGCAGUGACCUACGCGCGCCUCUUCCCGCCCUCCUUCCGCCGCGUCUUCGAGUUCUUCGUCCUCCUCAAGGCUCUCUUCGUGCUCUUCAUCCUGGCCUACAUCCACAUCGCCUUCUCCCGCUCGCCCAUCAACUGCCUGGAGCACGUGCGGGACAAGUGGCCCCGCGACGGGAUCCUGCGGGUGGAGAUCCAGCGCAACUCCAGCCGGGCCCCCGUCUUCCUGCAGUUCUGCGGCGGAGAGAAGUUCCCGGGAAUGGUGGUUGAGUCCGCGGCUGAGGAGGAGGAGGAAGAAGAGGAAGAAAUGACUGUGGAUAUGUUUGAAAACAGCUCUAUCAAGUUUGAGCUGGAUAUCGAGCCCAAGGUGUUCCUCAAGCCGUCCCGGGUGAGCAGCACUGAGCUGCCCCACAACGACAGCCAGGAGUUCUCGUUUAGUGACACAGCCACUAAAGUGUGGCCACAGGAGGAGUACAUUGUGGAGUACUCGCUGGAAUACGGCUUCCUGCGCCUGUCCCAGAGCACACGGCAGCGCCUCAGCAUCCCAGUCAUGGUGGUGACCCUGGACCCUACGAGGGAUCAGUGCUUUGGGGACAGGUUCAGCCGCCUGCUGCUGGACGAGUUCCUGGGCUAUGAUGACAUCCUGAUGUCAAGUGUCAAAGCUUUAGCUGAAAACGAGGAAAACAAAGGUUUCCUUCGCAAUGUGGUGUCUGGGGAGCACUAUCGCUUCGUCAGCAUGUGGAUGGCCAGGACGUCCUACCUGGCAGCCUUUGUCAUCAUGGUCAUCUUCACUCUGUCUGUCUCGAUGCUGUUGCGCUACUCACACCAUCAGAUCUUUGUCUUCAUUGUUGACCUGUUACAGAUGCUGGAGAUGAACAUGACCAUUGCGUUCCCUGCGGCUCCGCUCCUCACUGUCAUCCUGGCUCUGGUUGGUAUGGAGGCCAUAAUGUCCGAGUUCUUCAAUGACACCACGACCGCGUUCUACAUCAUCCUCAUCGUGUGGCUGGCGGACCAGUACGACGCAAUCUGCUGCCACACCAACACCAGCAAGAGGCACUGGCUCAGGUUUUUCUAUCUGUACCACUUUGCCUUCUAUGCCUACCACUACCGCUUCAACGGGCAGUACAGCAGCCUGGCACUGGUCACCUCCUGGCUCUUCAUCCAGCACUCGAUGAUUUAUUUCUUCCACCACUACGAGCUGCCAGCCAUCCUGCAGCAGAUCCGGAUCCAGGAGAUGCUGCUGCAGAACCAGCAGGUCGGGCAGGGCACCCAGACCACGCUGCAGGACAACCUCAACAACAACACCACGGCCGCCCCCGUCGAGGUGGGGGGUCGCCGAGCCCCCCUGGCCACCGGGCCCCCCGGGGAGGGCAGCGGCCCGGCCGCCCUGACCCCCGGCGAGGCCUCCAGCGUCAUCGCCGCCGCCGCCUCCGUGGGCAGCGACCUGAACUGGGUGGCCGAGACGGCCGCUAUCGUGACAGAGGCCUCGUUCCUGUCCGACCUGAGCACGACCCUCCUGGAGCCCGCCGUGGUGCACGAAGCCGUGGCCAACGGGACCCCUCAGGAGGCGACCACGGCCUCUGGUUUGGUCGCCCGCAUCAGGGUCAGCAGUGACCGCCCAGAGACGGCCGUGGGCUCCAUCACCAUCGAGGUCACCUCGACGUCCGUGGUGGCUGCAGCAGAUGCUCCCCCUGCUGUGGGGGCUGCGCCCCUCGUCCCGCCACAGGAAGGGGGGGCCCCUGUCCUCAGCCCCUCCCUUCCCAAGCAGACUGAGGCUCUCGAGGGCUCAGACAGCCGAGCAAAACCCGGUGGCAAGAACUGCGUGGGCAGCAGCAGCAGCAGCGUGGCAGAGCCCCCUCCAGCCUCAGGGGGGGACAGUGACCAGGACAGAGGUUUGGAGGACCGGGGGGAGAGCAGCCCCUGCCCAGCACCAGCGGAGAGAACGCCCAGCUCAGAGCCAGGCUCCAGGAACCUGUCCUGAGCCCCGUUCGAUCCCUCUGGACUGCCAGGAAGGCAUUUGGAUUUCGUUUGUUACUAUUUCUCACUUCACCAUCAUCCUUAACCCAUGGAUCCCUCUGAGCGGAGCCAGAGCAGCAGGGGCAGAGCAGGGCUGUGGUGACCUCCCUUCCCUGGGAAAGGCACAAGGGGCUGCGGGGAGGUUGGGGGGUUUGGUCCCCUGGCCCACACAGCUCCAGGGCUCCUCCAAGGCCACAUGGGAGCCUGCUCCUGCCCCAUGUCAGCUUGUGCCCCAGCUUUUUCUUGCCCCCCAACCCCGGGCUUCACCCCUGCAGCCGUGUUUGCAGUCCAGGUGCAGGUCCCAACUCUCAGGUGGGAGCUGACCUGGGACAGGCCACAGCACGUGGCAGCUCUGUGGUGAGAGUAGGAGCUGAUAGAACAGGCAGAGCAUGUCCAGCCCCCAUGGGAGAGCCACAGAGAGGAGGGUCCUGGUCACCUUUCCUGCUCCUGAGGGGAGGAGCAGCUGAGACCUUCCGUGGGUGUGAGGUCUGCACACGGCUGGGCAACAACCAAAGCAGAAGCUGCAAUUCAGUUCCUUUUUUUCUGCCCUUGAAUUUCCCUCGGUGGGUGGGGUGGGGUGUGGAAGGUGCUGUGUCCGGGGGGGAGCUGCCAUCUCAGGAGCCACGAGUGAUGCCUGGAGGGAGCUGUGCUGCAGCGUGGGUGUCUGUGGAGAGGUGUGGGGCAAGAGCAGCAGCUCUGUCCUGCACAGCUCUGUCCUGCACAGCUCUGCUCUGGGUGAGGCAGCUGCUUUCCAGUGCCUUGUCCCUCCCGUGGACCACAUCUGCGUUUAGGAUCAGCCCCAUCCCAGACGAGAGAGCAGCUUCUCACCCCUGGACUCUUGCAUGAGCUGGUUUAGCAAAGAACCAAAACACUAAAGCCAAGACAUUUCAGCUGAUUUUCCCCUGUUUCCCUGCAGUGGAGGUGAGGCUGGCAGGUCCCAACCCCUGUGCCAUGGAGCUGAGCUGGGGAGCUGCAUCGAGACCUCUGUGGAGGGGUCGGACCCAGCAGGAUGUGCUGGAAGGAGGGUUUGUGCACGGGGUGGAGCAGGGCGAGGCAGGAUGAAGCUCUGGGAGAACCAUGGUGGGACAGGGUAGGGACACGUGGGCACUUGUCUCUUGGGGACAGCUGGGUCCCUGUACAGGUGUCCCCAAAUUCAGGGCUGUCUCCCUAUGGCAAAGCAGCAUCUUCAGUCUCCCUCGGAGGGCUCGGUGCGUUUCAAUGUUUCCUUGUCAGCGCGGGGGGCUCAGAGCCCCCUGUUCACCCCUCUGCUUUUCCCACCUGGGUGCUCCCACUUUGUCUUUCCCUUUUGCCUGGAGCAGCCCUGGUGCUGCCCUGGAGCUGGGGGGACUCUGCUGUGACCAGCAGGUCCAAUCCUGCUGCUGCCAGCACUGCUGGGAAGGGGCCUCGUGGCCAACUGAGCCCAGCCUCUGGAGCGCCAGGAAUGACUGUAGGCUUUUCAGAGGAGUGGGUGGGUGGGAGGGGAAGGGGGGACACCAAACCAAAUGAUUUGAUGAAUGAAAAGUAGAGUUCAUUCUAUUUAAUUAAUGUACAAAAUGUGUUUGUAUAUAAUAAUAAAUAUUAUCUCUAACAGCU
This is a messenger RNA of Corapipo altera (White-ruffed manakin), 4097 nucleotides long. RefSeq names its product transmembrane protein 259 (gene TMEM259). NCBI's taxonomy places the organism in Eukaryota, Metazoa, Chordata, Aves, Passeriformes, Pipridae. Gene Ontology annotation, cellular component: endoplasmic reticulum. Gene Ontology annotation, biological process: positive regulation of ERAD pathway; response to endoplasmic reticulum stress. The coding region runs from base 340 to 2469 and encodes 709 amino acids. The record is from RefSeq and is a predicted model, not a curated record. The transcript has 11 exons.